GGCCAAACCCUGAAAUUACCCGGAUGUGGUCUCCGCGCGCGCAUGCUCAGUGUCUUCUCGACAAGUUGGCAGCAACAACACGGCCCUGGUCGUCGUCGCUGCUGCGGUAACGGAGUGGCUCGGGUGACUGAGCCCGCGUUCACGCCCGCCCGCUCUUCUCAGGAGGCUCUUCCCACCUUCCCCUCGGCUCCGCGGCCUCCCAGGGGGCGGGAGCGGGUGAGGGGAGUCGGGCGCUCACGAGAGAGGCCCCCCGCCGCGGGGCGGCCCGGGAGCUCGAGGCGGCCCGGCCCGCGCGGGCAGCGGCGCGGCGCCGAGGAGGGGCGGCCUGCCCCGGACGCCUCGGAGCGGGGGUCGAGGAGCGCUCCGGGCCGCCGGGGGAAACCACGGGCGCGGCGCGUCAGCGGACGAGCAGCGGCGGGAGAGUGAACUCUCCUCGCCAGCGCCCGAGCCCAGGUUAUCCUGAACACCAGAUGUCUAACAAUUUUCCUUGCAACGUUAGCCAUUGUUUCCCAUUGCCUCCAAAAGAUCAAAAUUGCUCCAGAUAUUGGAGAGAGAUUUGAUUUAAAAGAAAAAACUUGAACAAAUGGACAAUAUGUCUAUUACGAAUACACCAACAAGUAAUGAUGCCUGCCUGAGCAUUGUACAUAGUUUGAUGUGCCAUAGACAAGGUGGAGAAAGUGAAACAUUUGCAAAAAGAGCAAUUGAAAGUUUGGUAAAGAAGCUGAAGGAGAAGAAAGAUGAAUUGGAUUCCUUAAUAACAGCUAUAACUACAAAUGGAGCUCAUCCUAGCAAGUGCGUUACAAUACAGAGAACAUUGGAUGGAAGACUUCAGGUGGCUGGUCGGAAAGGAUUUCCUCAUGUGAUCUAUGCCCGUCUGUGGAGGUGGCCAGAUCUUCACAAAAAUGAAUUAAAGCAUGUUAAAUAUUGUCAGUAUGCAUUUGACUUAAAAUGUGAUAGUGUUUGUGUGAAUCCAUAUCACUAUGAACGAGUUGUAUCACCUGGAAUUGAUCUCUCAGGAUUAACACUGCAGAGUAAUGCUCCACCAAGUAUGUUGGUGAAGGAUGAAUAUGUUCAUGACUUUGAGGGACAGCCAUCGUUAUCCACAGAAGGACAUUCAAUUCAAACCAUUCAGCAUCCACCAAGUAAUCGUGCUUCGACAGAGACAUACAGCACCCCAGCUCUUUUAGCCCCUUCUGAGUCAAAUGCUACCAGCACCACCAACUUUCCCAACAUUCCUGUGGCUUCCACAAGUCAGCCUGCCGGUAUUCUGGCAGGUAGUCAUAGUGAAGGACUGUUGCAGAUAGCUUCAGGGCCUCAGCCAGGACAGCAGCAGAAUGGAUUUACUGGUCAGCCAGCUACUUACCAUCAUAACAGCACUACCACCUGGACUGGAAGUAGGACUGCUCCAUACACACCUAAUUUGCCUCACCACCAAAACGGCCAUCUUCAGCACCACCCGCCUAUGCCGCCCCAUCCCGGACAUUACUGGCCAGUUCACAAUGAGCUUGCAUUCCAGCCUCCCAUUUCCAAUCAUCCUGCUCCUGAGUAUUGGUGUUCCAUUGCUUACUUUGAAAUGGAUGUUCAGGUAGGAGAGACAUUUAAGGUUCCUUCAAGCUGCCCUAUUGUAACUGUUGAUGGAUAUGUGGAUCCUUCUGGAGGAGAUCGCUUUUGCUUGGGUCAACUCUCCAAUGUCCACAGGACAGAAGCCAUUGAAAGAGCAAGGUUGCACAUAGGCAAAGGUGUGCAGUUGGAAUGUAAAGGUGAAGGUGAUGUUUGGGUCAGGUGCCUUAGUGACCAUGCAGUCUUUGUACAGAGUUACUACUUAGACAGAGAAGCUGGGCGUGCACCUGGAGAUGCUGUUCAUAAGAUCUACCCAAGUGCAUAUAUAAAGGUCUUUGAUUUACGUCAGUGUCAUCGACAGAUGCAGCAGCAGGCGGCCACUGCACAAGCUGCAGCAGCUGCCCAGGCAGCAGCCGUGGCAGGAAACAUCCCUGGUCCAGGAUCAGUAGGUGGCAUAGCUCCAGCUAUCAGUCUCUCAGCUGCUGCCGGCAUUGGUGUUGAUGAUCUUCGUCGCUUAUGCAUACUCAGGAUGAGCUUUGUGAAAGGCUGGGGACCGGAUUAUCCAAGACAGAGUAUCAAAGAAACGCCUUGCUGGAUUGAGAUCCACUUACACCGGGCCCUCCAGCUCCUAGAUGAAGUACUUCACACCAUGCCUAUUGCAGACCCACAGCCUUUAGACUGAGGUCUCUCACUGUGGGGGCCCUUACCAUUAUCAGGAUGGUGGACUAUAAGAUACAAUCCUGUUUAUAACCUGAAGAUCUGUUUCAUUUUUGUUCUGCUUUAUCUUUUCAUAAAGGGUUGAAAAAUGUGUUUGCUGCCUUGCUCCUAGCAGACAGAAACUGGAUUAAACAAUUUUUUUUCCUAUUUAGAACUUUUCAGGCAUGGUGCAGAGCUGGAAGAUCAGGAAGAACUCAUUCUUACUGUCUUUAUCAGUAAUGUAUGAAGGAGUCAUUCCAGUGCUGGAAAAUUUAGCCCUUUAAAAUGUCUUGGAGCCUUUUAUAUGCAGAACAUUGGUAUGCGUGUUAUUCUACAGAGUAAAUUCAAUAUUAUUGAUUUUAAAGGCAGAGAAGUUCUCAAAGUUAAUUCACCUAUGUUAUUUUUUGUGCAAAUUGUUAUUGUUGAACAUACUUUACUCCAAAAUAUUGUGCCAUGCAGGUGAGUUAAUUUUACCAAGAGCAACUUUACUCUGUAUUUAAAAAAAUAAGAUAGUAAUGUAUUAUAACCUUUUAUCCAAAAUAUUUUUUGCAAGUUAAACUAGUGAAGAUGAUUUCAAUUCAGAUUGUCUUGCAACUUCAGUUUUAUUUUGCCAAGGCAAAAAACACUAAUUUGUGUGUAUAUUGAGAAUUCCUUAAAUUUACCAGACAAAGAAAUGUAACAGAUACUGCAUUUUUUUUAUCCCUAUUGGGUGACUAUUUAUCAAGAAGUAUACUUUUGCCCUGUUUAAACAGUAGUUGUAUUCUUCUGUAUAUCUAGGCACAAGGGUGGUUUCUAAGAAGCCUAGAAGAGGAAUUUCUUUUCCUUCAUUAAUUCAUAGGGAAAGGUUUUGUAUUUUAAAAAACACUAAAAGCAGUGUCCUCUACCUAAUAUCUCACUGUUCUACAAAGGUGCAGUGCUUAAACUAAAUAAUGAGUGUGUUGGAAACUGCUAAAUUCUGUGUUAAAUACUGUGCAGAAUAAUGGAAACAUUGCAGUUCAUAAUAGGUAGUUUGGAUAUUUUUGUACUUGAUUUGAUGUGUGACCUUUUUUUCGUAUACUGUUUAAAUCAUGUAUGUUAUGACAUUGUUUAAAAUUCAGUUUUUGUAUCUUGGGGCAAGACUGCAAACUUUUAUACCUUUUGGUUAUUCUAAGCCCUUUGCCAUCAUUGAUCAUAUCAAUUGGCAGUGACUUUGUAUAGAGAAUUUAAGUAGAAAAGUUGCAGAUGUAUUGACUGUACCACAGACAUAAUAUGUAUGCUUUUUACCUAGCUAGUAGCAUAAAUAAAACUGAAUCUCAACAUACAAAGUUGAACUCUAGAUUUGAUUUUUAAAAUUUUGUUCUUUUGCACUUUGAGUCCAAUCUCAGUGGCAAGACACCUUCUACUAAUGACAGGCAACAGCCAGUUGUAUUGGGCAGCUUUGGUUUUUCCCUCACACCCUACCAGGACUUUCCCAUGGAUGUUAUAUAUCGUGUGUAGAAUUGAUUUUUUUUUUUUUAAACUUUUACUAUGGCAAAAAACAAAACAAAACAAAACAAAACAAAAAAACCCUGAUUGUCUACAGACAAGAGAUUAUCUACAAGAUAAGUAGUAUGAAAUAAAAUCAAAGAUUAUCUUUCAGAUGUAUUUAGUUUCUGCUUGGAGGACUUCUGUAAGCUUUCUAAGAUUCUUUAAGGUGUGUUAUACAUUUAAGCUCUAGAAACACUUUGGCAUAAUGACCCUUCUAUAUCAACCGAAGUGAACAAGUCUUUGGCCUUGCUCAGAAGGUCUUCUUAAUAAGACAGUUCUAGAAACCACUGAGUGCUUAUUGCUGUGAGUAAACAUAGCUCUUGAUCGAAAUUACAUGUCUUGUUUUUUAAACAGCUUCUCUACCAGUUUCUACUCUUGAGUAUUUACAAGUAUUUUGGUAAAGACCCAGUUUUCAACUGUAUAAUUUGGUGAUUUUUCAGGGUUUCUUUUGGGCAGAAUUAUAAAAGGAUAUCUUUUGUAGAAAUUUUGUUUUUAGGUCCAUUUUCCUAUGAGUGAGGAAUAGGAGUGAGAGGAAAGAGUUUUAGAAUAACAGAUUUUUAAAAAAUCUAGAUUAUUUAAUUAGAAUCUUUACCAUGCAGUGGUAUAACCUGUGGCCUCCUUUUCUACUUUUAAGGAAGGUUUUCAUGUUUAAUUAUCUUCACAAAGUAUGUGGAAAAUAUUUUCUGAAAAAUAUCUCUUCAGAGCCAAGCUACCUUUCUUGGUUUCUUUCUACUAAGAGCCAUAAAGUAUAGAAAUACUAGUUAGUAACGUCUUGUAUUUGUACCUGGAAUUGUUACAUGCUUUGAGAAAAUAUUUAGUAUGUUAUCAAUUAUUCCUGACAGUGUGGUUGUUAAACUGUAUUUCCAUUUGUUAGAGGUGGUCAUCUUUUAGUAAGACUAAAGGCUCUCACUAGGCUUAAAACUUUGUCUACUUUAGGAUAAAAUAGUUUCUAUAGUUCUUAGAGUCUGAUUAUAAUGUGGGUAUGGUUCUGGGUGGGUUUCUCUAGCUCAUACAUAUCUCAAAUAUUUUCAGAAUGUUGAAUUUCAGUGACAGCUGAAAGAGAGAUGAACCAGGUAUAUCCAGUGAAACCCAUUCCACUUUUGUCUUGUGCCUUUAUGUGCAUUAUCAAAGGGAAUUCUUAAUGGGAUUGCCUUUAUUUGCCAGGGAGUAGAUUUUUUUGUGGGGUUGAGUCUAUCUUGUUUUUUUUGUAAUUUACUGCCCCUGGUAUACAAAGAUAAUGGUGAUAAACUGCCAUAUAACCUUGCUUUUCUAGAAACAUGGCUCAUUUGGAUUGCUGUAACCACUAACUAGGUUGCCUAUCCUAUUCUUCCUGUAAAUGGUACAGGGUUACGGAUUGGAUGAUCUGGCUUAAGUUUAAUUAUACCUGAACAUCCAAAUAAAUAACAUAUUAUUAGCUAUAUUGUAAAAACAAUACCUGGAAUUUUAAAGUGUACACUACAUUAUUGACUAUAUUGUAUUUCAAAGUUAAAAAUCCAUUUUUGUUUGGGAUGGUGUGGUUUGUAAUAGCAAUUUUGAAGACAAAGUAAACUAUUCUGACUUCCAUAUGAUAAAUUCUUACUUUAAAACUUUAUUGUUAAUUGUAGGAAGGUGAAUUGCAGGUAUCUUUUUGAUUAUGGUCAUCUGGGAAAGGAAAUUUUACGUUUUCCCCCCUAAUGCUCCCUAAAUAUCUGUGGAGGUGAAAUAUUUUUGCUCCUGAUCUAGUGGUAACUGUUAAGAGUCACUCACUAGCUGUUUUAUGCAAAGUCAGUUUACUUCAGACCCUUUGUGAGAGCCUUUUUGAAGGAGCAGUUUUAUUCUCUGAAAAGGAAAGACUUCUUUUUAACAGUUUCUAUAGUUUACUUCUUUUAUCACUCAUUUUAUUAGCAUUUGAUUUAAUGACAGUAGAUUGGUAAAAUGGUGAAUUUAGGGUAAAUGACUACAUGAAAGCAAUUACCUGUGAAAUCAGCUAACAAUUUUUGUAGGUGGGGCCUGGCAGAAACUAGCAGAUAACACUGCAUGAAGAAAUGCCUUUAAAAUUUUUUUUAUUUUUUUUUCAAGGCAAAACUCAUCUUGUUGCAGGUAGCAAUCUGUAAAUAAUCUUUUAAAUCCUGCUUUGCAAGAUUAUAGAGAAUAGGCUGGGAGGAACUUAGGUAAGUAUUUCCAUUCUUUUCCUUCUGAUAACUAGAUAGUUUCUUCUCUUAAUACAUAUAUCAAGAAGGAUGUAAAAAGUCAGUGGCCUUAUUCAUAGUAGCACCCUUGGCCCAGCCUCAUUCCUAGCACUUGUCCCAGUGUUGCUAGGUUGUUUAUCUGGUAUCACUGUGGAAUGAAAUUUUCCACAAACUUGCCUUAUUAAGCAGUAAAAUUUCUUAAGCUAUUUUUUUUUGAUGGAGUUAUUUAAUAUGUAUAUCAGAAUAUAGUGGAUAUAACAUUUCUUUUUGUACUUAGCUAUCUGUGCAGACUUCAGGAGCUUCUAAGAACCGUUUUUUCCCUUUACUAAAUGGUCCCAAACUGCUAUGGUUUUGAAUUUUCAGUCAUUUUAACCCUCCUUUUUCUUCUGGUCUUCUUCCUUUGUGAUAGCUGCCACUUCCUGUGUGGUGUUUGGUGUACCUCUCCUUAGUAUUUUCUUCUUUCCUUUCUGUUAUUUCUAACUGCUUGAGCAAGGAAACCAGAUAACCAAAAAUUUUAGAUCUUUCUUUAAAACAAAAGUACAAACUCUGGGACAGGACUCAAGAUGUUUUCCUGUCAGGUGUUGAGAAGGACUUCAGUGCACUGGUGUUUGACAUCAGUUUGACUACUUCCAGUGUUCCCUGAUUCUUGCUGAAUUUCAGGUGGAGAGAAGUGAGUCAUAUUCAUGUUUUCCCCCUUAAUAUUUUGAAAAGUUUUAUUGCUUCCGCUUAAGUGCUGCUCAUACACAAUCUGGGGUUACAGGGGUUCCUAAAUUAGCAUUAACAGCCAGAGGCAAUACUGUUCCCCUUAGGACACCAGCAAACUAGACACACACACAGCCGUCAGAAAAAUCAGAGGGUCGAUUUUGUUUUGUUUUGGUGUCCUCUUAGCUCUACCUUCCUCUAUACUUUUGACCUACAGGUGCCUUUAUGAAAAUUGAGUGACUGAUAUCCUGCCCCAAGGAUUAAUUAAAGUAAUGGCUGAUGUUUUCAGGGAUUUUAACAUCAGACUUGAAUGAAUGAAAGACACCCCACCUUCUCCCCCCUUAAUACAGGAAGACUGAGGAGAAAACUUAGGUGAAGACAAUCAUUUCUCUCUGUGGAUAAUGGGUACUUUUUACAGUUUAUUUAAGAUGCAUUUUCAGUAGGGCCAGAGUUCAUGUUCAUGUUCAAUCUGAAACUAAUGGCUCUGGGAUAGACCAGACCCUUGCACUCUCUAGUUUGUGCUCUGCCACUAAUUUCAUGUAUGACCUUGGGCAAGUCAUUUACCUUUUCUGGGCCUCAGUUGCCUCAUCUGUAAAAUGAGGGAGUUGGACUAGAUUAGUUCUUCCAGCUCUGAAUUCUAAGUGACCUUGCCUACCUUGCAGCAGUUUUGUAUUUCUUCCUUACCUACUCUGCUGUUUGAGGUGUUUUUUUCCACCCCUGUUAUUCAAAUAAGAUUAGGCUUGCUAUUUUACUACUCUUCUCCUGUGGACUAGAAGUUACAUAAUAUGUCCUUAAGACUUAAUUUUAACCAAAGGCCUAGCACUACCGUAGGGGCUGCAAUAAAUACUUUACAAGAACAAAAACCUGAGAGGGGGAAAGCCUUCGUUUUUCCAUCAUCUCUGUUCAAAGUUUAUAAAGGCUUUUUCUGGGUCAUGACCUUCUAGCUUUCAAGUGAGUAUGUGUGUGGUGCCAUCUUUAUUAGUGCUGUGUACUGGUAGUUUUUUUCAACUGAAAUGGAUUGAAAACCUAUUGUUAAUGCCUAAUGAUGAGAGGCCAUACUUUGGGUCUUUGGUUCCUUAACUCUUCUGUGCUCAAAGUGGUAAUUCCUCUGAACUGCAUUUGUUAAAAUGGUUUAUAUGACUCGAAACAUUACCAGUGGAUGAUAAUUCACUUUUAUUUUGGUUCUUUCUAGGUCCAUUUUGAUUAGACAACUUUUGACUGGGUCAUUCCUUUCUGAGUUCUCUUCCAGCUUAUUCCUGGAUGAGGAUAGUUAAUGAACUUGGCAUUUUUAAGGACCUAGGGAGAAUUCCUUGUGGGUGGGUUGAAGGCGGGGGUUGGGGAGUCCUGGUAGAGGCCAGCUGUGAUAGCUGGAGAGAUUGGGAUGAAACCAGCUGCUAAUGCUAAGGCUGCUUGCCAUUGAUAGAAGGACUCAUGGGCUUGGAUUAGUUAAAUAGCUAACCAUGGAGUUGGCAAACUUCCUCCAAUUUGGGGUUCUGUGUAUUGCAUUGAAUAUGUGAUUUAAGGAAAAAGUGUGAAUGCUUGUGGAUGAUGAAAACCUGGUGGGCUUCAGAGCCCAUUUUGGAAGAAGUGACUAGGGGGUUAGGGACAGAUUUGGUGAUGGUAUUUCCCAACUCUGUCUCCUUCCCCUGAAGCCCAAGGAAUAUAGCUAUGCCAAAACCCAGAGAAGAGCCACUCUUAGCUUCUGCUUUUGGGAAAACUGGUCAGCUGAAGCUCCAGUUAGUUCCUUUGUGGCUUUCUGUAUACUUUCGCCUGGUUGAAGUCUGUGGCUAAAAAAACAGUUGAACCUUUUCUUGAGAACUCUGUAACAAAGUAUGUUUUUGAUUAAAAGAGAAAGCCAACCAAAUCAUUUAUGUGCUCAUUCUU
Messenger RNA from Sciurus carolinensis (gray squirrel), 8516 nucleotides. RefSeq names its product SMAD family member 4 (gene Smad4). The record is from RefSeq and is a predicted model, not a curated record. Bases 584 to 2242 code for a protein of 552 amino acids. Gene Ontology annotation, cellular component: heteromeric SMAD protein complex. NCBI's taxonomy places the organism in Eukaryota, Metazoa, Chordata, Mammalia, Rodentia, Sciuridae. Gene Ontology annotation, molecular function: I-SMAD binding; DNA-binding transcription factor activity, RNA polymerase II-specific; RNA polymerase II cis-regulatory region sequence-specific DNA binding. The transcript is spliced from 12 exons. Gene Ontology annotation, biological process: transforming growth factor beta receptor signaling pathway; BMP signaling pathway; regulation of transcription by RNA polymerase II.